AUGGAAGCUGCGAAACGUUGGUUUGGAAAGCUCCACCCCAAAGAGAAGUCCAAGGCUUCAAGCAAGAAGAAUGAGCCUAAGCCUAAUGGGAAAGAAGGUUCAAAAGUACCAAUGAGUGAGGAAACUCCUUCGAAUGCCACUAAACAGAAGGUAGAAGCUGCUAAGCAGUAUAUAGAAAAGCAUUACAAAGAUCAGAUGAAGAGUAUGCAGGAAAGGAGGGAGCGGCGUAACAUGCUAGAGAAAAAACUUGCUGAUUCUGAGGUGUCUCAGGAAGAGCAGAACAAUAUUCUCAAGUACCUAGAGAGAAAAGAAAGAGAAUAUAUGCGGCUGCAGAGGCGGAAAAUGGGUGCUGAUGACUUUGAGCCUCUAACCAUGAUUGGAAAGGGUGCCUUUGGAGAGGUUAGAAUCUGUAGGGAGAAGUCAACUGGCCAUGUUUACGCAAUGAAAAAACUUAAGAAAUCAGAAAUGCUUCGUCGAGGCCAGGUUGAGCACGUAAAAGCAGAAAGGAAUUUACUAGCAGAAGUCGACAGCAACUGCAUUGUCAAGCUUUACUGUUCUUUCCAAGACGAAGAGUAUUUAUACCUAAUAAUGGAAUAUCUUCCUGGGGGAGAUAUGAUGACUCUACUGAUGCGUAAAGAUAUAUUAUCAGAAGAUGAAGCCAGGUUCUAUGUAGGGGAAACUGUUCUUGCGAUUGAAUCUAUCCACAAACACAAUUAUAUUCAUAGGGAUAUCAAGCCUGAUAACUUGCUCCUUGAUAGAAAUGGACACAUGAAGCUGUCUGAUUUCGGAUUAUGCAAACCACUGGAUUGCAGUAAUAUUCAAGAAAAAGAUUUCUCUGUAGGGAAUAACUAUAGUGGGGCCCUUCAAAGUGAUGGGCGGCCUGCAGCACGAAAACGCACUCAGCAAGAGCAACUUCAGCACUGGCAGCGCAAUAGGCGGAUGCUCGCCUACUCAACUGUUGGUACACCUGAUUAUAUUGCUCCGGAAGUGUUACUGAAGAAAGGUUAUGGAAUGGAAUGUGAUUGGUGGUCUCUUGGAGCUAUCAUGUAUGAGAUGCUUGUGGGUUAUCCACCAUUCUAUUCCGAUGAGCCAAUGUCUACAUGUAGGAAGAUAGUGAACUGGAGAACAUAUCUGAAAUUUCCAGAAGAGGCGAAGCUAUCAGUGGAAGCUAAGGAUCUUAUCUGUAAACUCUUGUGUAAUGUAGAUCAAAGGCUUGGCACUAGAGGUGCUCACGAAAUUAAGGCUCAUCCCUGGUUCCAAGGCAUGGAUUGGAACAAAUUAUAUCAAAUGAAAGCUGCUUUCAUUCCGGAAGUUAAUGAUGAACUAGACACACAAAACUUCGAAAAGUUUGAAGAGUCUGACAGUCAAAUCCAAUCAGCUACAAAAUCCGGCCCCUGGAGGAAGAUGCUUUCGUCUAAGGAUGUCAAUUUUAUGGGUUACACGUACAAGAAUUUUGAAAUUGUUAAUGAUCACGAAGUACCGGGAAUAACUGAGCUGAAGAAGAAGAGCAACAAACCCAAAAGACCUACCGUGAAAUCCCUCUUCAGUGACGAGUCGAACUCAUCAUCCACACAACACUCACAAGGAAGUUUCCUUAAUAUGCUACCCACAAUAUCAGAUACCUCAACGAAAGGCGAAUACUGA
Striga hermonthica is the source of this 1644-nucleotide messenger RNA. NCBI's taxonomy places the organism in Eukaryota, Viridiplantae, Streptophyta, Magnoliopsida, Lamiales, Orobanchaceae. The record is from the annotation of a GenBank genome assembly.